ACCAUUUUAUUUGUUCGCUUGUGAUAUCACGUGUUAUUUAUCUACGCUGUAAAUGCUUUAGAUAUACUAUAUGAAAUAUUUUGAUUUGUGCACAGUGAAUAUACUUAUGGAAUAUCUUUUUAAUUGAAACUUUUACAUAGCAGAGACAUACGUUUUUAAUAUGGAUUAUUUUGGUCUAUGUAAACUGACGUCUAAUGUCACAAACAUAGAUUUUCUGAAUUUUGCACCUUGUCCUCCACAAUGGUUUAAUUAUAAUGAAUUCCGAGAUCAUGCACUAAAUCAAAGUUUGUGUAUGCAUGAAGUUUGUAACUUAGCAACAAGAUGUGGUUUAACUGGUUCUAAUAUUGACUGCUCGUUAACAUCAACAACUGUGACAACAGAUGAUUUAUCUAGCAUUGUUACUGGUAACUCAUCUGCAAGUACGAUUUCAUCGACGUAUCAGACAUCGUCUACAGUUCGUACAUCUCUAAGCACAGUGUUAUCCAGUGAUUACUUACCGAUUUCACAAGCUAAUUCCGAAGAUAUUGGUAUAGUUAUACUAAUCGUACUUUUGUCUGCUAUUGCUGUCAUCAUCGUAGGAAUGAUAAUCUACUUGAAAUUAAGGAAGACAAAACAAAUAAGAAUUAUUUCUGCUACUCCGGUUACGGAACCACAACGUACUAUAUAUGAUGAACAUGGACACAAAUGUGAUCAAAAUUUGUCAAAAGAAACUGUACUAAAGCAAUCAAGCGUUAUAUAUGUAAAUAAUGAAACUCAAGGCAUAACAAUUACAAAAUUGUAACACCGCUUCAACGAGUUACGGUUUCCGCAUGGAAUUUAAUGCGAAUUAGAAACAAUAAUAAAUAGAUGAAACUCAAGUUUUAUCUAUCAAAACGGGUUUAAUAUCAUCAAGUGGUAUAAACUAUUUUAAUUUUUAUGCCAUGUAAUUAAAAUAUAUCCCGUAUUUAUAGUAAAACCUUAUCAUUGGAAAGACUUCGCCUUUAAUUUUGUGUGCUGGCUGAAAUAAGAAGAAUGUAGUCCAGCAACAUACCAGUGGAAAUACAGAAAAUAUGCUUAACUGCAGUGAAAAUUUAUAUUUACAGUGAAAAUACGGAAAAUGAAUAAAAAGGAUUUUAUUUCAUCAAUAUUUCUCAAUAUUUCAGCAAUAUUGCAUUAACAAAUAUAUGAUAAAGAAAAAUAAUGUCAAAGAAAUACAUUGUAUAUGUCUGAUUUCAUGUACAUAACUACAUAUCACGUUUUGGGUUAUGUAUCAUCACUGCAAUAAAGACUUGACAUACAUUAGUAGUAUUUGAUAUUCUUGUAUGCCAUUGAGGCUCUGGGUGAACGGUAACAAAACCUUUUAUUUACAAUCAAGAUACGUAGGUAUCUAUAACAUUUUCAAAUACAUAUAUACUAUUCUCAAAAAAACUUGAUAUGCUUAUAAUGCAUACGCGUCUUGCAGUGUUUGGGACAAUUUUUUGAUUAAUUUUAAAGAGUAGUAACCUUUAAAGAUUUACA
Ruditapes philippinarum (Manila clam) is the source of this 1497-nucleotide messenger RNA. RefSeq lists its product as uncharacterized. The transcript is spliced from 2 exons. NCBI's taxonomy places the organism in Eukaryota, Metazoa, Mollusca, Bivalvia, Venerida, Veneridae. The record is from RefSeq and is a predicted model, not a curated record. The coding region runs from base 161 to 781 and encodes 206 amino acids.